UCCCUCCACACCCUCACAUGCACCAAUGCCCCCCAAGAUUACAUAGUCGUACAUGCGCGCAUAGAGAGUCACGCGUCGUGCAUAGAAGACCGUGGUGCACACCACCUGAGACCAGCAAGUUAUUCAAGAUGCUAUACCAGCUCGGUAUGGCGGUGGCAGCUGCUGUCGCCGUGCUUCAGAGAGCAUGGACAGUCAGCACUGGCGUCCUCGUAGGCUUGCUUCCGGUUCACGUCCUAAUGGUAGUCUCUCUGGGGGCCGGCGUGGCCAUGCUGUGGUGGGUUUGCCGGCCGCGGAACGUGUACCUCGUGGACUACGGCUGCUUCCUCGGCGAACCACGCUACAGGAUCCCCUUCGCGACGGCCCUGGAACACGCACGCCUCAUGACCUACCUGAUAGAGGAGGAGAGCACCAACUUCAUGGUUCGGCUGCAUGAGCGGUCCGGGAUCGGCGAGGAGACCAGUGUGCCGGAUUCGUACCGCUAUAUUCCCCCCGAGCGCAGCAUCGAGGCUUCCCGAGAGGAAGCCGAACUAGUCAUCUUCUCCGCCGUCGACAAGGUGUUCGCCAGGACCACCCUGAAUCCCGCGGACAUCGACACGGUCAUCGUCACCUGUAGCUUCACCACGCUGACGCCGGUGUUCGCCGACGUCGUCGUGAACAGGUACAAGCUCCGCUCUGACGUGCAGAGCGUGAACCUGUCCGGGAUGGGGUGCAGUGGGGCGCUCAUCUGCAUCGGCCUCGCCAAGAAACUCCUGCAGGUGGCACCGCCGGGGAAGCACGUCUUGAUCGUAGCCACCGAGAUCCUCUCAUCGAUGCUCUAUGACGGCACCAAACGCGAGAUGCUUGUGCCCAAUGUCCUCUUCCGCAUGGGCGCCGCCGCAAUGAUCAUGUCCAACUCACCAGAACGCGCCCGCUUCCGGCUCGGUCCUAUCGUGCGCACGCUUACCGCUGCGCAGGACAGGGACUACCGGUGCGCAUUCCAGGAGGAGGACGACAAGGGAAUUACAGGUAUCAAUCUCUCCAAGGACCUCCCCGUCGUUGCUGCGAACGCGCUCAAGAGUCACAUCGUGGCCUUCGGUCCCGCUGUCCUGCCUGUUUCGGAGCUUCUCCAGGUCGCGUUUUCCUUCCUCAAGCACAAGCUCCUGAGCGGUCGUGCGGAGGAGAGGUACUACCGCCCGGCCUUCAACAAGGUGUUCCAGCACUUCUGCAUCCACCCGGGCGGGCGCAGGGUGCUCAACGAGGUACAGCGUGGCCUCGGCCUCUCUGACCGUGACAUGGAGGCGUCGCAUAUGACGCUGCACCGGUUCGGGAACAUGGCGAGCAGCUCGUUGCUGUACGAGCUGGCCUACAUCGAGGCCAAGGGCCGGAUGACGAAGGGUGACCGGGUGUGCAUGAUCUCCUUCAGCCCCGGUAUAGACUGCAGCAGCGUCGUAUGGGAGUGCAUCAAGCCGGCGGCGAACCCCGACGGACCGUGGGCCGGCUGCAUCCACCUCUACCCUGUGCAGCUUCCACAAGUAGUCAAAAGGACCUAAGUACUCGUAUUCGAGCAUCGCAUGCAUCCGAUCGAGCGUGCAUAUAUACAUAUAUAGCUACCACUAUCGGGCACGUAUGCAUCAUGCAUGCAUGUACCUAGCUUGUCUCUCUGCAUGAGAUAAUUCGGCCCCCUUAGGGCCUAUAUAUACAAACCGUGUACUUAUAUAUUGAAUAAGAAUAAGAGAUCUAUUUCCACCUA
Molecule: messenger RNA, 1729 nt
Organism: Phragmites australis (common reed)
Lineage: Eukaryota; Viridiplantae; Streptophyta; Magnoliopsida; Poales; Poaceae
Product: 3-ketoacyl-CoA synthase 6-like
Exons: 1
Coding region: 18-1529 (503 amino acids)
Biological process (GO): fatty acid biosynthetic process
Cellular component (GO): membrane
Molecular function (GO): acyltransferase activity, transferring groups other than amino-acyl groups
Source: RefSeq, a predicted model, not a curated record